UCAUCAUACUUAAUGUAAUAUAAUUUAAAAUCAUGCUUGUGACUAUUGCACUCGUCAGAGAUAUUUACUGCAAUAUACUUUAAGCCCAUAGAAUGUAAUAAAAAUGUGCAAUUAGUUAAUGCAUUACGUAAAUAAAACAAUAGCUCUGUAGAAACUUAAACAGAUUUUCAAAUCUGGAGAAACUGUCAAAACUGAACAGGUUGAGGUGAAGCGGCUGUUCAACAAUAACAGUCACUUCACCUCAGUCGGACAUUUGCUCCGGUAAGUGACGGAUCUAUUUUCAACGGGAGGUUGGACCGAUACAGGAGCGUCACACAGAAAGCAAAGACACUGGGGGAUAAAACACACUGUCCUCCCCUUCUACAGUUCACGGAAUUUACCUGUUUUCACGAGGAUAUUUUCACAUGCCAACAUCGGAUAUUUAUGAACAUCUCCAUCGGAUAUCAGUAGCUUGAGGAGAAAAAGAAAGCAGGAAUGGAUCAGAAUCUGUUUGGUGGGGCUCCACGCUUCCUAACUCGACCCAAGGCCUUCUCGCUGUGCGUGGGACGCGAUGCCUCCCUCAGCUGCACAAUUGUGGGAAACCCCGUUCCUGUGGUCACCUGGGAGAAAGAAAAGAUGCGUCUUUCUGCAGGUGGACGCUUCAAAACAGUAGAAGAUGGUGACGUUUACCGACUUACCAUCUAUGAUCUGACUCUUGAAGACAGCGGUCAGUACAUGUGUCGUGCCAAGAACAACGUCGGAGAGGCAUACGCAGCUGUGACCCUGAAGGUGGGACUGCCGGAAACUGUGACUGAUCGGGCCCCAACGUUUACAGUAAAGCCUGUCUCCACCCGUGUGGGUCUAGGGGGUGAUGUUACCUUCUACUGCCGGGUGGCAGCCCAUCCAACACCCAACUUUGAUUGGGAAAAGGAUGGUCGCUACCUGGGUGAGACCAACCGCAUCAAGAUAACCUCAGAAAGUGACUCCAGCUCCUUGAGGAUCCAGAGCGUUAGGAGCUUGGACAGCGGUACCUACACCUGCCGUGCCCAGAACUCCAUCGGUCGCGCUCAGGCCGCUGCUGCUCUGGUGGUCGACCUUCAAGAUACUCGUCUCCUAAAUGCAGACAAGAGCACAUCCCUCCUCUCGCACAUGCAGAAGCGCAAACAAGAGAUGCGGAAGGACAUCUCCUUAUACCGCACCAUGGAAAGCUCCUCAGCUGCGCUUACAACUUCGUCUUCCAUGAUUACAGAGGAGCUUGGAAGCUUGGGACUUGCCUAUGAUCAACAGCAAAGGGUUUCGGCCUUAACCAGCAUGUUGCCCAAAGGUGUGUUCACCCGCACCUGCACGGUGACCGAGGGUAAACAUGCAAAGCUUAGCUGCUUCGUCACAGGCCAUCCCAAACCUCAGAUCAUCUGGAGGAAAGAUGGGGCGAACAUCAGCGAGGGUCGCAGACAUGUUAUGUAUGAGGACCAGGCUGAGAAUUUCAUCCUCAAGGUGCUCUACUGCAAGCAAAAUGAUAAUGGGCUGUACACCUGCAAUGCAUCCAACUUGGCUGGACAAACCUAUAGCGCUGUGCUAGUGAUUGUCAAAGAGCCACAAAUUCCCUUCAAAAAGAAGCUGCAGGAUGUCGAGGUUAAGGAAAAGGAAACCGCAACUUUGCAGUGUGAGGUGCCAGUGCCGAACACAAAGGCCAGCUGGUUUAUGGAGGAGACCCGUCUGGAGGAAAGUUCCAAGUACCGCAUGGAUGUGGAGGGGACCCUGCGCCGCCUUACUAUUCAUAAUGUCACCACCAAUGAUGAUGCCGUGUACAUCUGUGAGAUGAAGGAAGGCAGCCGCACUGUGGCCGAACUUACAGUGCUGGGCAACAUCACUAAAAAGCUGCCGAGGAGGACAGUGGUGCCGGUUAGCGAUACCGUGAUCUUCUGUGUGGAACUGGAGAAACCGGUAGAUGAUGCAUACUGGACCAGGAAUGGGGAGAGGCUGAAAGAGGACUCCCGAAUUAUUAUCGCCCGCAUUAACAGGCAGUACACACUGACCAUUCGUGAAUGUACUGCGGAGGACUCGGGCGAGGUGGCCUUCAUCGCCCGUGACUGCAAAACAUCCACCCGCUUCUCUGUCACAGCACCAAGGAAACAUCCUCCGGAUCCCCCAGUUGAGCCAGUGGUGCGGAACAAGACAGAUUCAUCGAUCACACUGUGCUGGUCUCCACCAGACAGCGAACGGCCUGUACCCAUCACCGGCUAUAUCGUGGAGCGCAGGAAGGUGGGAGCCCAAACCUGGGUUAAAGUCACUAGUACGACUGUGUCUAGAACUGAAUACACUAUCAGUGAAAUUCCAGAAGAGGCAAGCUAUCAGUUCCGUAUCUCAGCGGUCAAUGAUUUUGGCCAGAGUUCCUACUUGGAGGUUCCUGGAACGUUCUACCUUGAGCCCACAGCAUCAGUGAAGACAGCCCUGAUGAACGGCAGUGCACAUGUAGGUGAAGAAGCAACCUUCACUGUGGAUCUCUCAGCCGUAUGUUCUGGCUCUUGGACCAUAAAUGACAGAAUGAUCCGCAGCGGUUAUGAGUAUCUGAUCACACGCUCAAAGACCACACACACGCUGGUCAUCAGGGAGGUGUCCAUGGAACUAAAUGGAGCACAGAUCAAGUUUGUGGGUGGCGGAUCUCAAAGUGUUGCCACACUUAGUGUGAAAGCCGCACCUGCACGUUUCACCAACAAGUCUUCUCAGGUGGAGGUGUUUACUUUCAGCAUGCACUCCUCUGCUCAGAUGUACACAGAAGUAUCCGAUUCAAGUGUCCAGGUUGUUUGGAUGAAGAAUGGGAAAGAGCUGAGGAUGGGUAAAAAAUAUGAAGCCAUAAGUGUGGACCGCAAACGUAUACUGACAGUCCACAACGUUGACAGUGAAGACGUGGGCAUCUAUGAAUGCGUGUGCGAUGGCGAUAAAAUGUCUGUCCAACUUUCCCUUAAAGAAGAACCAGCUAAGUUUGUUAACAAGCCGAGGGCUCAGCCCCAGGAGAGUGAUGCUCUGGUGGGCGACGUGGUGUUGAGAUGUGAGGUUGCUUCUCCUGGAACUGCUGUUGUGUGGAAGAAAGAACAGACAGAAAUAAUGGAGGACAAGAGGACAACUUUUAUAUCUCAGGGGACACAAAGGAAGCUGGUCAUCAGGGGUGCCAAGCAGAGCGAUGAAGGACACUACUCGUGUGAGACGGCAGAGGACAAAAUGACAUUCCUGGUCAAGAUAAAAGAAACUCGUGCUGCUUUCUCCAACAAAGACUCCUAUCAGAAGGAGGUGAAGGUUUCAACCUCCCAGAAGGCUACACUGAGCUGUGAAGUCUCUGAUGCCAAAACUGAAGUGAAAUGGUUCAAGGAUGGCAAGCAGUUGAUUUCCAGUAAGACCGUUCACGUGGAGUCAAAAGGCAAGAGCCGUCAGCUGGUGCUGGAGAAUGUGGAAAUGAAGGAUGCUGGAGAAUAUACCUGUGAAGCUGGAAAUGAAAAGUUGGUCUUUAAGAUUCGGGUGGAAGACAUUCAAGCCGCCUUCUCCAGCAAGGACUCCUACCAGAAGGAGGUCAAAGUAGCAGUUUCCCAGAAGGCCACACUGAGCUGUGAGGUCUCUGACCCCAAGACAGAGGUGAAAUGGUUCAAGGAUGGUAAGCAGUUGAGCUCCAGUAAGACCAUCCACAUGGAGUCAAAGGGCAAGAGCCGUCAGCUAGUGCUGGAGAAUGUGGAAAAAAGGGAUGCUGGAGAAUAUACCUGUGAAGUUGGAAAUGAAAAGCUGGUCUUUAAGAUUCGGGUGGAAGACAUUCAAGCCACCUUCUCCAACAAAGACUCUUAUCAGAAGGAAGUGAAGGUUUCAGCCUCACAGAAAGCCACACUGAGCUGUGAAGUUUCUGAUGUCAAGACUGAGGUGAAAUGGUUCAAGGAUGGCAAGCAGUUAAGCUCCAGUAAGACUGUAUACAUGGAGUCAAAGGGCAAGAGCCGGCAACUGGUGCUGGAGAAUGUGGAGAAGAAAGAUGCUGGGGAAUAUACCUGCGAAGCUGGAAAUGAGAAACUUGCCUUUAAAAUUCAAGUGACAGACAUUCAAGCUGCCUUCACCAACAAGGACUCCUAUCAGAAGGAAGUCAAAGUAACAGCUUCACAAAAAGCCACACUGAGCUGUGAAGUUUCUGACCUUAAGACCGAGGUGAAAUGGUUCAAGGAUGGCAAGCAAUUGAGCUCCAGUAGGACCGUCCACAUGGAGUCAAAAGGCAAGAGCCGUCAGCUAGUGCUAGAGAAUGUGGAGAAGAAGGAUGUUGGAGAAUACACCUGUGAGGUCGGAAAUGAGAAACUUGCCUUUAAAAUUCAGGUGACAGAUAUUCAAGCUGCCUUCUCCAACAAGGACUCCUACCAGAAGGAAGUCAAAGUAGCUACUUCUCAAAAAGCCACACUGAGCUGUGAAGUUUCUGACCUCAAGACUGAAGUGAAAUGGUUCAAGGAUGGCAAGCAAUUGAGCUCAAGUAAGACUCUCCACAUGGAGUCAAAGGGCAAGAGCCGUCAGCUGGUGCUGGAGAAUGUGGAGAAGAAGGAUGCUGGAGAAUACACCUGUGAGGUCGGAAACGAGAAAAUUGGCUUUAAAAUUCAAGUGACAGAUAUUCAAGCCGCCUUCUCCAACAAGGAUUCCUACCAGAAGGAAGUCAAAGUAGCUGCUUCCCAAAAAGCCACACUAAGCUGUGAGGUUUCUGACACCAAAACUGAGGUGAAAUGGUUUAAGGAUGGCAAGCAGCUGAGCUCCAGUAAGACCAUCCACAUGGAGUCAAAGGGCAAGAGCCGCCAGCUGGUGCUGGAGAAUGUGGAGAAGAAGGAUGCUGGAGAAUACAUCUGUGAAGCUGGGAACGAAAAGCUGCCAUUUAAGAUUCAGGUGACAGAGCUCAAAGCUGCCUUUACCAACAAAGACUCCUAUCAGAAGGAAGUAAAGGUUUUAGCCUCCCAAAAAGCCACACUGAGCUGUGAAGUUUCUGACCUCAAGACUGAGGUGAAAUGGUUCAAGAAUGGCAAGCAGUUAAGCUCCAGUAAGACUGUCCACAUGGAGUCAAAGGGCAAGAUCCGUCAACUGGUGCUGGAUAAUGUGGAGAAGAAGGAUGCUGGAGAAUACACCUGUGAAGUUGGGAAUGAAAAACUUCUCUUCAAGCUUCAGAUGGAAGAUGUUUCUACCAAAUUCCAGAAGACAUCCGUGACAAAAGAAACCAUGAUGGUCGAGUCAACAGAAAAGGUGGUUUUAAAAACCGAGGUGAUGUCAGAGAAUUGUAGUGUUAAGUGGUUCAGGGAUGGAGUAGAACUGAAAGACGGAUCGAAGUAUGAGAUGAAACAGGAAGGUUGCUCACGUAUCCUCAUCGUUAAGUCCUCUGAAUCUAAAGAUGCUGGCACCUACUCUUGUCAGACGGCUGAUGACAAGGUGGAGUUCAAAGUUCAGGUCAAAGAUGUACCUUUAAAGUUUGUGGUGCCAUUGCAGCCAUUGUCUGCAGUACUAGAAAGCACCAUGACACUUUCCUGCAGUCUCAACAAAGCAACAAGUAAUGUCCUUUGGAAGCAUAAUGGCAAAGAAAUCAAACCAGGUGGCAGAUUCAGCAUCCGCACUGAUGGCACCAACUGCAUCUUAACUGUAUCCGCUGUGGCUCAGGAGGAUGAAGGGGAAUACAGCUGCGAAUGCAAAGAUGACAAGACCUCCACCAAAGUCACUACUAAAGCCCCACGUCUGGUGAGGUUCACUACAAAACUGAACAAUGUUGUUGCAAAUGAAGGCAAAGAGGCCAUCUUUAAAUGCUCCAUCACACCAGCCGAUGUGAGCGUCAGAUGGCUGCGUAAUGACGUUCCAAUAACAGCAAGUCCCAAAUUUAAGAUCGCUCAUGGAGGAAGCAGCCAUUCCCUCACCAUCACAGCUGUCACUCUGGAGGAUGCAGGAGAGAUCACUAUUGAUGCCGAGGGAAAACUGUGCAAAGCCACUCUCCAAGUACAACAGCUUCCAGUCACAUUCAAGAAGAAGCUUGCAGAUAUGACUGUGACUGAGCAGGACACCGUUCGUUUGGAAGUGGAGCUGAGUAAACCCUCAAAAGAUGUGAAGUGGAUGAAGAACGGUGUGGUACUACAGCAAGGAGAAAAUAUGGGAAUCCAGGUGGAUGGUGCCAAGCAGGCUUUGGUCUUCAAGAGUGUGGCGUAUGCCGACAGAGGACAUUACUCAUGUGAAACUCUAGAUGACAAGACCCAGGCCAAACUGACAGUAGAGAUUAAGAAGAUUCAAAUAGUAAAAGGCCUAAAAGAGACGAAAGUGCAAGAAAAGGAGACCAUCACUAUGGAGGUGGAACUCAGCAAGGCUGAUGUAGAAGGUUCCUGGAACAAAGAUGGAAAGAAACUAAAGGCAGGACCCAAUAUCAUCAUUACAGCACAGGGCAACAAGCACUGCUUGACUAUGUCCCAGCUGAAGAUAAGUGAUGGUGGAACUAUUACUUUCCAAGCUGAGGAUGUCCAUACUUCUGGCAAACUAAUUGUUACAGAGCCUGCUGCGAAGAUCCUCAAACCUCUACGGGAUAUCAGUUCUCCUGAAAAGGAGAAAGUCACUUUUGAAUGUGAGGUGUCAAGAGCAAAUGCUGAGGUCAAGUGGUUUAAGGAUGAUGAGGAACUAAAGCCAGGAAAGAAAUUUGGCAUCCAUUCCCAGGCAAACAAGCGCACUCUCAUUAUCCAAAAGUGUGCAUAUGAAGACCAGGGCCAGUAUGUAUGUAGAACAUCCGAUGACAAUACUUCAGCCAAGCUCACUGUUCACGCCAGAGAUAUUAAAAUAGUGAAGCCGCUGCAAGAUGUGCAGGUGACAGAGAAGGAGAGUGCAUCGUUUGUCUGUGAGGUCUCUCACGAUGAAGUCGAGGCUCAGUGGCACAAAGGAGAUGCUAAACUCAAAGCCGGAGACAAUAUAAAGACAAGGCAAGAGGGAAGAACAUACGUUCUACUUUUCAAAUCUGUAAAGGCUGAGGACGCAGGUGAAAUCAAGUUCACAGCUGAGAAGGCCUCUUCAACCGCUAAACUGAAGGUUAAAGAACUGCCUGUCAGAUUUGUGAAGAAACUGAGAGACAAAAUCGCCAUGUACAAACACCGCGCAUACUUAGAGUGUCAGGUGUCACGGGCCAACGCUAAAGUCACAUGGUACAAGAACAAGUCAGAGAUCAAACCCAGCAAGAAGCACGAGAUCACCAGUGAGGACAUCUACAGGAAGCUCACCAUCGUCGAUGUGGAUUCUGAUGAUGAGGAUACGUACAUGUGUGACGCCGUUGAUGAUAAGACUUCGUGUCAGCUACUAGUAGAGGAGCAAGCUAUCAGCAUAGUACGGGAGCUGAGUUCUGUGGAGGUGACUGAGCCGUUUGCUGCCCACUUUGAGGUGGAAGUCAGCGUGGAGACAGUCAAGCCAGUGAAGUGGACACUAAAUGGCGAACAGCUGAAGGAGAGUGCAGAUAUCGAGAUGGAGAAAGAGGGAACCAUGCACCGCCUCACUUUUAAGAAGACCAAGGCCUCCAUGUCAGGCCCGGUACAGUUCACCGCUGGAAAGAGCAAAUCAACAGCCGAGCUCAAAGUGAAAGAGCGUCCCAUUGAAGUCCUGGAGCCUCUCAAAGACAUGUCUGCCAAGGAGAAGACUUCCACCACACUAUCCUGCAAGUUCACUGCCCCACCAAAAGAAGUACGGUGGUUUAAGGGUCAAACCGCUUUGGAGGCUUCUAGCAAGUACAGCAUGAAGCAAAAGGACGCCAAUGUGCAGCUGGUCAUACAAGCUUUGAGUGCAGAGGACUCUGGAGAGUAUCGCUGUCAGGUCGGGGCCUGUGAGAGCAAAGCCGUUCUCAAAGUAGAAGUGCGUAAAAUCCAGAUCACCAAACAUCUCAAAGACGUGGAAGUGGAUGAAGAUGGCGAUGCUGUGUUCACCUGCGAGGUUAACUAUGCUGACGAAGAGGUCCAGUGGACACUUAAUGACAAGUUGCUCUUCAAUAAUGAGGUCAAUGCUAUCACCCAUGUGGAUAAGACCCAUACGCUCACCCUCAAGAACCUUGCACCUGAGGAUGGUGGGAAGGUGUCAUUCAGCAUCAGGGAUGUAAAAGAAACAGUCUCCCUAAAGGUCAAAGAGAAGAAAGCCAUCUUCCUGAAGUUGCUGGAUGAUGUAGUUGCAGAGGAGAAGGGUACAGUUACACUUAAGUGUGAAGCCUCAAAGCCCAGAGUGGCCCCUGUGUGGCACAAAGAUGGUACAGUCCUGUCACCAGGCAAAAAGUAUGAGCUCCUCCAUGAUGGUAAGACCUUGGGACUUACUAUCCAUGAUGUCACGCAAGCUGAUGCCGGGGAGUACAGCUGUGAUCUUGGCACAGACCUCUCCAAAUCCAAGGUCACUGUUAGAGAUAUCCACAUUGGCAUCACCAAGCGUCUUAAGUCAGUAGAGGCCAAAGCAGGUGAAAACUGCACAUUUGAGUGUAUCUUGUCCCGAGAAAGUUCAGAGAAGUGCACCUGGAGCCUAAAAGGCCAACCUGUCACUGAUGGAGGCCGUUUCCAGAUAAGCAGACAAGGGCGCAAGUAUGCCUUAACAAUCAAAGCCGUCUCAGCUUCUGAUUCCGGUGAGGUGGUCUUCGCUCUCAAGGAUUUGAGCGCAAAGGCACAACUUACUGUGGAGGGUGAAGCUCCUAAGGUAUCUAAAGAGCUUCAGGGUGUCAGUGCCAAAAUUGGUGAAGAUGCCACAUUCUCCUGUGAGCUUUCUCAAUCCGGACUGGACGUCAAGUGGUCAAAGGAUGGCAAGUCUAUCAGAAAAAGCCAGAAAUAUGAAAUCAGUCAAGAGAAGACUCUUGUAAAGCUGACAAUCCGUAACGUCAAUGAAAAAGACUCUGGGGAAUACAGCUGUGAGAUCACCGGUGGUCCAACCUCCAAGGCUAAACUGGAGAUCAAAGAACUGGCCAACAAAUUCAUUCGUGAGCUAAAGGAUACCACUGCAGAAGAGAAGAGUGCUGUCGCCUUUGAAUGUGAGACAGCCCAACCUGCCUCUAAAGUCACCUGGCUGAAAGGAACAAAGGAGAUCAAGGCUGGAGGAAGGUAUGAGCUUACGCAAAAGGGAACCGUCCUCAUCCUCAAAGUGAAGGAUCUGGAGAAGAAUGACAGCGAGGCAUACACCUGUGACAUUGGCUCAACGAAGAGUACAGCCAAACUGACAGUGAAAGUGGUACCUGCUAGGUUUAAGGAGAAGAUGAAGAACCAGCAGGUUACUGAAGGUGGGAAAGUCUUACUUUCCUGUGAGCUCUCAAAACCUGGCUGCCAAGUGCAAUGGAAGAAGGGAACCGAAAGUUUGAAACAUGGGGGAAGAUAUCAGAUAACACAGAGGGACAUCAUGUGUGAGCUACAGAUUUCAGAUUUAGUGCCUGAGGACAGUGGAGAAUAUUCCUGUGAAUGUGGAAGCGAAAAAACAACAGCGAAUGUUGUUGUCAGUGCAUUACCGACGGUCUUCAAACGUGAGCUACAAAGCCAAGAAUGUGAUGAAGGAGACAGCGUUACUCUUCACUGUGAACUCUCAAAGCCUGGAGUUCCUGUUGUCUGGAAGAAAGGAACACAGGUGAUUAGUUCUGGGGAAAAGUACCUCAUCAAGCAAGAUGGUGCUACUGUUGAGUUGAAGAUCGCUGACCUCAGAACUGAAGAUGCUGGACAAUACACUUGCUUGUGUGGGGACAAAAAGACUACAGCAAACAUUAAGAUCAAGGCAUUGAUCUUCAAACGAGAACUACAAAGCCAGGAGUGUCAAGAGGCAGACAGUGUUACUCUUCAGUGUGAGCUCUCCAAACCAGGAGUUCCUGUCGUUUGGAGGAAAGGAACGCAAGUGAUUCAUUCUGGAGAGAAAUACCACAUCAAACAAGUUGGUUCUGUUUUUGAGCUGAAGAUCACUGAUGUCAAACCUGAAGAUUCUGGAGUCUAUAGCUGUGAUUGUGGGUUUAACAAGACCUCAUCUACCAUUACCAUCAAUGCAUUACCAGUGGUCUUCACACAUGAGCUGCAAAACCUGGAGUGUGAUGAAGGAGGCAGUGCUACUCUGUCCUGCGAGCUUUCCAAACCUGGUGUCCCUGUGCAGUGGACAAAAGGAAGCCAUGUUAUCCAGUCUGGAGAAAAGUAUGUCAUCAGACAGGUUGCCUCCAAGGUGGAGCUGAAGAUCACAGAUCUCAAACCUGAAGAUGAAGGAGACUACACAUGUGUAUGUGGAGACAAGGCAACCACAGCCACUAUGAAGAUCAAGGUUCUGAAGGCCCAGACACCCUCAUACCUAGCAGGACUUCAAAAGCAGACUACUGAGCAGGGAGCAUCAAUAGGUGCUCUCCCAAUUCAUUUUACGGAAGCACUGCUAAACCAAGCGUGUGAUGAAGGUGGCAGUGUUACUCUGCGCUGUGAACUCUCAAAACAUGGAGUUCCUGUGGUUUGGAGGAAAGGAACACAGGUGAUCCAUUCUGGUGGAAAGUAUGUCAUCAAACAAGUUGGAGCUACGGUUGAGCUGAAGAUCACUGAUGUCAAACCUGAAGAUGCUGGAGACUAUGCUUGUGAUUGUGGAGACAACAUCACCACUGCUAACAUCAAAGUCAAUGCGUUACCAGUGGUCUUCAAACGUGAGCUACAGAACAAGGAUAUUCAGGAAGGGGAUAGCGUUACUUUGCACGGUGAACUCUCAAAACCUGGAGUUCCUGUGGUUUGGAGGAAAGGAAAAGAGGUGAUCACUUCUGAAGGAAAGUACCUCAUCAAACAAGUUAGCUCUACUGUUGAGCUGAAGAUCACUGAUGUCAAACCUGAAGAUUCUGGAAACUAUGUUUGUGAUUGCGGAGACAACAUCAGCACAGCUAGUAUUAAAGUCAAGGCUUUACCAGUGGUCUUCAAACAUGAGCUACAGAACCAAGAGAUUCAGGAAGGGGACAGUGUUACUUUGCGCUGUGAACUCUCCAAACCUGGAGUUCCUGUGGUUUGGAGGAAAGGAACACAGGUGAUCAGUUCUGGAGGAAAGUACAUCGUCAAGCAAGUUAGCUCUACUGUUGAGCUGAAGAUCACUGAUGUCAGACCUGAAGAUGCUGGAGAUUAUGUCUGUGAUUGUGGAGACAACAUCUGCACUGCUAACAUCAAAGUCAAUGCAUUACCAGUAGUCUUCAAGCGUGAGCUACAGAACCAAGUGAUUCGGGAAGGGGACAGUGUUACUUUGCACUGUGAACUCUCCAAACCUGGAGUUCCUGUGGUUUGGAGGAAAGGAACACAGGUGAUCAGUUCUGGAGGAAAGUACAUCAUCAAGCAAGUUAGCUCUACUGUUGAGCUGAAGAUCACUGAUGUCAAACCUGAAGAUGCUGGAGAUUAUGUCUGUGAUUGUGGAGACAACAUCUGCACUGCUAACAUCAAAGUCAAUGCUUUACCAGUGGUCUUCAAACAUGAGCUACAGAACCAAGAGAUUCAGGAAGGGGACAGUGUUACUUUGCGCUGUGAACUCUCCAAACCUGGAGUUCCUGUGGUUUGGAGGAAAGGAACACAGGUGAUCAGUUCUGGAGGAAAGUACAUCAUCAAACAAGUUGGCUCUACUGUUGAGCUGAAGAUCACUGAUGUCAAACCUGAAGACGCUGGAGAUUAUGUUUGUGAUUGUGGAGACAGCACGACAACUGCCAAAGUCAUGGUUAAUGCUCUUCCAGCCACUUUCACACAAGAGCUAAAAAAACAGACAGCUACUGAAGGAGAAAGCAUUAUCUUCCAGUGUGAGCUCUCCAAACCAGUUCCUGUGGUUUGGAGGAAAGGGACGCAGGUGAUCCAUUCUGGAGGAAAGUACCUCAUCAAGCAAGUUGGCUAUACUGUUGAGCUGAAGAUCAAUGAUGUCAAACCUGAAGAUGCUGGAGACUAUGCUUGUGAUUGUGGAGACAGCAUUACCACAGCCAAUGUCAAGGUUAAUGCACUUCCAGCCAUCUUCACACAAGCACUGAAGAACCAGACAGCUGUUGAGGGAGAGAGCAUCAGCUUCCAAUGUGAGCUCUCCAAAGCAGACAUUCCAGUUGAGUGGCGCAGGGGUGAAAUUGGCUUAUGCCCCUGUGCUAAAUAUGAAUUCAACCAAAAUGGCCACCGUGCCCAACUGGUCAUACAUGACCUUGAACCCGAAGACUCUGGUGACUAUAUUUGUGACACUGGAGAACGCCAAAGCAUUGCAUAUCUAGAAGUUAAGGCACUACCAGUUUGUUUCAAAUCAUCUCUGAAAGAUUUGGAAAGUGAAGCUGGGGAAAAUGCAGUGUUUCGAUGUGAACUUGACAAAGUUGGAGCCAAAGUCAUCUGGAGGAAAGACAAGAGUGUAAUAGAAGCAAGCAACAAGUAUCAGCUGAAGCAAGAUGGGACUGUUGCUGAGCUUACCAUUUACAAGCUGCAAGAAGGAGACGCUGGAGAGUACUGCUGUGAAACAGAACAUGAUCGGACAUCUGCCAAACUCUCUGUGAAGGAACCUGAAAUCACGAUCUUAACUGGCUUGAAGAGCUGCAUUGUCAAUGAAGGCGAGGACGUUCAUUUCGAAUGCCUUGUCUCUCAUGACAAUGCACUCAUUGUUCAGUGGACGCUGCAGGACGUUCCACUACAGAACAAUGAGAUGAAUGAAAUCCGAAUGGAAGGCAAAAGGCACACACUUACACUAAGAAGUGUCACCCAGAAAGACUCAGGCACGGUGUCCUUCCAUGUGGGUGCACACACUUCUUUUGCUUGUCUUACAGUCAGAGCAAUCCCUGUGCUAUCAUUUGUGAAGGAGUUAACAAGCCAGGAAGUCACAGAGGGAGGCAGUGCCUCAUUAUGUUGUGAAACUUCAAUUCCUGAUGCCAGUGUGACCUGGAAGAAGGGUACUCAGGUCCUAUCUGAUGGAAAGAAGUAUUCCAUAAAGAGGGAUGGCACCAUCCAAACCUUGGAAAUCCAUAAGCUAUCAGUGGACGAUGGUGGCGAGUACAUAUGCGAAGCAGGAGACAAACGAAGCAAAGCUACAUUGACCGUCAAAGAAUGUGUAAAAAUCACAAGAGAAUUAAAGGAUGUGACUGUGAUAACGGGCGAGGAUGCAAUCUUCCAGUGUGAGGUGUCCCAUACAGGGGUUACGAAUGUCGAGUGGUGGCUCGGCUCCAACCACCUUCAAAACAAUGACUUGAAUCAAAUCAGCUGCCGAGGGAGGGAACACAGCCUAGUGCUGAAAAUGGUCACACCCGAUGAUUCAGGUGAUGUAGCCUUUGUGGUUGGCCCUGAGAAGAGCGUCGCCUACUUGUUGGUGCAGGAGAAACCCAAAGUCGUAUUCUUAGAGAAGCCUCUGGACAUAACUGCCAAAGAGGGUCAAACAGUCACACUGUCCUGCAUGACUUCCGACCCUGAGGCCUCUGUCGCCUGGUACAAAGAUGAAGUGAUGAUAAAGGCAGGGGGACGGUAUCUGCUUUACAAGGAUAGAGCCGUCCAUCAGCUCCGCAUCCUUAGGGUGGAGGAAGGAGAUGCAGGGCUGUAUACAUGCAAAACCAAAGAUGCAGAAAGCUGCGCCACCCUUACUGUUAAAGGUCAACCUGCUUACUUCCGGAAGGAGUUAGAGAACCAGAAUUCAAUAGAGGGAGAUAGUAUCACAUUGCGCUGUGAGCUCUCUAAGCCGGUUAAAAAGGUAGAGUGGAGAAAGGGUGGAGUGGUGCUCCAACCCAGUAAGAAAUUUGAGAUGAAACAGGAAGGAUGUGUGCUGGAGCUCCAUGUCCAUGAUCUGGAACCAGAGGACAAUGGCUACUACACUUGUGAUGCUGGAGACCAGUUGACCACAGCAUCGGUCACUGUGCAAGAGGCUGAGGUUCUCAUAGUGUCGGGUAUAAAGAAUACAGAUGUGUUUGUGGGCGAACAGGCAAUUUUCUCCUGCCAGCUCUCUCGCCGUGCCAAAGGCAGAGUUCAGUGGUGGCUGGACGGCACUCGUUUGGAGAACAGUACCUUCAGUGAAAUAAGUGUGGGUGAAGACCAUGUCCACACUCUCACCUUAAGGAACCUUUCUCCCAAUGAUUCGGGUACAGUCCUGUUCAAAACAGGUGGCCUGACAUCCUCCGCCAAGCUGUUAGUAAAAGAUCCCAAGGUGGAGGUGGUCAGUGCCAUGGAGGACCAACAUGUAGAAGAAAACCAGCCUGCAGAGUUCAUCUGUCAGUACUCGCGGCCAGUUAAAGCUGUAUGGAAGCGAAACGGCAUACCUGUGCAAGCGGAUGGUCGCAGGGUGAUAGUGGAACAGGACUGGACUGUUGCGCGGUUGUACAUUAGCUGUGUGGAGCCCCAGGAUGGGGGGAUGUACUCCUGUGAGGCAGAAGGAACCUCUGUUGUGGCACAUCUCAGGGUGCAAGCUAAACCAAUUGACAUUCUCCAAGAGCUGAGUAACGUUGAGACUAUUAAUGGUGGGGAAGCACUUUUUGAAUGCUCCUUGUCCCGUCCUGAAACGAAAGACUGCCGGUGGUUAAUCGAUGGCAAGCCUGUAAAGGAGUCUGCAAAUGUGGAGAUUGUUUGCUUCGAGAGUGGCAGACGCCAUCUUCUGCUUUUAAAGGACUUGCAACCUUGUGAAAACACAAGGAUUACAUUCCAAGCCGGAACUUCAUCAACUACAGCUCUUCUGUCUGUCAAAGCUUGGCAACUGGAGGUGGCCAAGCCUUUGGAAGAUAAGACUGCCAUUGUAGGAGAACAAGUUGAGUUCACUUGUGUCUUGAAUGAAGCUGUGCCUGAGAGUGAAGUGACUUGGUAUGCAAAUGGUGUUGAGCUCAAACGUAAUGACCAAUGGGCAAUGAGAGCCAGUGGCUCUUCCUACAGCCUAAUUUUGAAGAAAGCCCAGCCUCAGCCCACACAAGAAAUCACAUUUGCAGCCCGGGAUGCCUUAUCAAUGGCCAAACUCAUCACAAUAUCUGUGCCUGAUCCACCUGAAGACCCCGAGUUGGUUAGUAAAGGCCCAACUUUCGUCACCUUGUCUUGGUUCACGCCCCUCAGUGAUGGAGGAAGCCCAAUCAUUGGUUACCGUGUGGAAAUGCGUCUAGUGGACAGUGUCCUCUGGCUGCCCUGCCACACAGAACCAGUGUGCAACACUGAGUUUCUGGUUGAAAACCUCAUACCAGGGGCAGGUUACAGGUUCAGAGUAGCAGCCAUUAACCGUGCUGGUAUUGGAGAACCUGUGCAGCUGCCUCAAACCGUGACGCUCGAUGCACCAGUGACCAUGACCAAAAUGUUAAGCAGCUCUAAGACCCAAAAAGGAAAGAUGGUUCGUUUGGAGUGUGAACUUUCUGCGGAGAGCAAAUCAGUCACAUGGCUCAAGGACAACAGAGAGAUAGAGGUUGGGGUCAAGUAUCAAAUGGUAACAGAAGGAAAGAGCGAAGUUUUGCUCAUUAAGGAUUUCCAGUCUACAGACCAAGGUGUAUAUUCUUGCGUAGCCUCAGAAGAAGCAAAGACUUCAAUCAACCUCAACCUCGAAGGAGAUGACACAACACUUUCUCAGGAUGCGGGCAGCCAACCUAAACUGCCUCCUGAGGCUGCUUCCGAAGGAGAUUUACAUGCUCUGUGGGAUGCAGUGGCCAAGAAGAGGAGAAUGAGUCGGGAACCUACAUUAGAUUCAAUUUCAGAGUUGCCAGAAGAAGAUGGUAAGGAAAAGGCCCAGAGCAAAGAAGGAAAAGCACCUGAAAUAGAAGUGAGACCUGCUGAGCCAACACCCAAGAUCACAGCAGAGCCUAAUCUCUAUACAAGUUCUGAUGAGGAAUCUCUCAGUGGGACAAGCUUGGUGUCUUACCUUAAGAAAAGCAGCAAGUCGUCUAUGACUGUGCAAAGCCACACUGAGACUAUUGCCUCCAAGAAACUCUAUGAGCACUUCCAGAUGACAGAGGACUCUGUUACGAAGACAUCUGUGGAGCCCCUCAUAGAAGAUCAGCAAGGAGAUGAGUUGCAGGAGGCUGCUGUCAAGAUUCAGGCAGCCUUCAAAGGUUAUAAAGCCAGGAGGGACAUGCGACCAGUCUUCAAAGAAGUAUUCAAGGAUCAGACUAAGGAGCCCAAUGGGACAAUUCAUCUUGAGUGCAUUGUGGAGGGUAAGCCAGAUAAAGUUCGCUGGCUGAAAGAUGGUGAAGCCUUAACAGAUGGCAAACACCAUCACAUUGACAUCUAUAAUGAUGGCACCUGCUCUCUAGUAGUGACAGCUGCCACAACCAAAGACACGGGUGUAUACACUUGUGAAGUAACCAAUAAGUUUGGUGUUUCCACCCAUAGUGGCAAAGUCACUGUAGGGACCCUCCGGGAAUCUUCUGGGCGACGUCCUCUCACUUUGGGCUACAGUGCAGAUAGUGAAGCUGAGAGCUCCUCAGGGAGUGAGAUGGAUGAGACUUUACGCCAAGCAAGUAAACGACUGCGGCGACUUCUUCGUACUCGCCUCCCUCCAGAUGUGGAAGAGGAACCAUUUGUAAGUGCGGAUGAAGGAGAUUUACCUCUAACAGGGCUACAGUCUUACCGGGAAGACGAUCAGUAUAUCUACAUCCGAUUUGAUAACCGAUCAGAAGCUCAAGUAGCUUCUCAGCGCUUCCAGGAAAUGUUUACUUAUCAAGGAGUUCCCAUCGAAACGGCCAUCAUAGCAGCAGCUGGUUCUAAGGUAGAGCUGCGUAUCACAAAGAUGGGUCUCUCCCAAGAUGGCUCCCAAACCCCAACUCAGGAGCGACCGAUGCCUGCUUUCAUGACAGGAGCCCCUGCGGCCCCCGUCUUCCUGACGGAGGUCCGUAGCCAAGAUGUUCCUGAUGGGUUUCCAGUCAGUUUUGACUGUGUAAUUGUCGGCAACCCCUCUCCCACUGUGAGAUGGUUCAAGGAUGGAAAGAUGUUAGAGGAAAACGACCACUACAUGAUCAAUGAAGACCAGGAAGGCCAUCACCAGUUGAUCAUCACAGCUGUGCUCCCCACAGACAUGGGCGUGUACCGAUGCAUGGCUGAAAAUGACAGUGGCAUCGCCUCCAGCAAGGCUGAGCUGAGGGUGGACAUGUCUUGCAGCUCAGACUAUGACACAGCAGCUGAUGCCACAGAGACAUCUUCCUACGUCAGUGCUAAAGGUUAUGUGUCUAGCUCGGAGCACAGGGACACGGAGGCUUUUGAGUCUGUGGCAGAGGAUGAGCAGCUUCCUCAGGUUGUGGAUGAGUUACAUGAUUUAUUCCUCAGUCCUGGAGCACCCAUUGCCAAAAUGAGUGUCAGGGUCAAAGGAUUUCCCACACCAAGGGUUUACUGGUUCAAAGAUGGCACCCCACUCCAAGCCUCCAGCAGAAUUGUACUGUCGACUGAGCGAGAUCAGCACAGUCUGGAGAUUUUGGAUGUUAAGCGCGAGGACACCGGAGAAUACUCAGCAUACAUUAGCAAUAUAGCUGGUUCUGCCUACUCUUCAGCACGACUGAAUGUACUGGCUCCUGGAGAGCGCCCAGCACCUGAUCAGGCACGAAUUAGAGAUUCAAAGGUGUCACUUGUGCCACCACGCUUCCUGGAGAGGUUCAGCAACAAGAAGGUGAAACAGGGAGCAAGUAUAACGCUGUCAGUCAAAGUGGAAGGCUCCCCAACCCCAUCUGUAAACUGGUUAAAGGAAGUGUCAGAUAAGGAUGUUCUGUGGAUCAAGGCAGACACACCAGGUUACAAGGUGGCCAGCUCUGGCCGUCAACAUAGUCUCAUUCUCAUGGAAGUGGAAAAAAAACAUGGCGGCAUGUACACUUGCAUCGCCACCAACCGUGCUGGACAGUCAGUCAACACAGCCCGACUGGAUGUGGAGACAGCACCAGAGCAGAAGAAAGUGGGGCCUGAGGUUCUGGGAAUUACUAUCAGUCCACCAGAGGAAGAGGGCAGAGGAGAGAUCAAACUGUCUUCCCUGGGUGGAGUGGGUACUGAGGAAUUCUUACAAAAACUCACAACCCAAAUCACAGAAAUGGUAUCUGCCAGGAUUACUCAAGCUACAUUACGUGUCCCAGGAGCUGACAGCGAUGAUGACACAAAAACACCAUCCCCAUCUCCAUAUCACGGCCGAUCACGCCCUCCAUCUCUGAUCGCAGACUCAUCGUCUGAGUCUGAUGAAGGAGACGCCAGGGGAGAGAUGUUUGAUAUCUAUGUGGUGACCGCUGACUACAACCCCAUGGGGGUCAAUAAAGAUGCCAUCGCUCUGAAAGAGGGCCAGUAUGUGGAGGUUCUGGACUCUGCCCAUCCACUUAAAUGGCUGGUCCGCACCAAGCCCACCAAAUCCAACCCAUCUCGCCAAGGAUGGGUCUCACCUGCGUAUCUUGACAAAAGACUAAAGCUGUCUGCAGAUGUAGCAGACCUCCCCGAAACCACCAGAGAAGAAGUCACAGAGACAGAGUACAAGAAGAAACUCUGUCAACUUAUCCAAGAGCUGAUCAGCACAGAAACUGAGUUUCUGAAGGAGAUAGAAUUCGUCACGUCACACCAUCUGAAGCAUGUGAAUGAGGAAAGCACACCGCCUGAAAUCACCAGCCAGAAGGAAACCGUCUUCCGUAAUAUCAAUGAUUUGAAAUCCUUCCACAGCAGCUCUUUGCUGCCUGGUCUGCGUGAUUGUGACACAGAUGAUGACAUUGCCAUGCAUUUCCUGAGAAACUCUGAAGGGUUUGAGAAAUAUCUGCAGUACCUCAUUGGACAAUCGCAAGCUGAGUCCGUCAUCAGUGAGAAAGAAGUACACCAAUUUUUCAAGAAUUAUACAGUCUCGGAGCUGGCAAAUGUUGACCCCUCAGAGGGUCCAGUGCUAAGCAUCAAUGCUUACCUUCAGAGACCAUCGGAGAGAAUUCAGAAGUACAGAGCUUUACUGAAGGAAUUGAUCCGGAACAAGGCGAGGAACGGUCAGAACUGCUGUUUGUUGGAGCAGGCCUAUGCCAUGGUGUCGUCCCUUUCUCAACGCUCGGAAAACACACACCAUGUAUCUCUCAUAGAGAACUACCCCGCCAAUCUGGAGGCACUGGGAGAACCUAUUAGACAGGGGCCUUUCACUGUUUGGGAAGGAGCUCCUGGAAUUCGAACAUCUUCCAGAGGUCACCACCGCCACGUCUUCCUCUUCAAAAACCAUGUGGUCAUCUGCAAACAGAAGAGAGACACAAACACAGACACCCAAGCAUAUGUGUUCAAGAAUAUGAUGAAGCUCACAAACAUUGAUGUGAAUGAGACGGUGGAGGGUGAUGAGAGAGCGUUUGAGAUCUGGCAUGAGCGCGAGGACUCCGUGAGAAAAUACACGUUGCAGGCACGGACUGUUAUCAUUAAGAACUCAUGGCUCCGCGACCUCCGUGACCUUCAGCAGCGCUACAGCAUGCCAGCUUGGUGCCCUCCAGAUUUCGACGCAGUGUUGACAGACUGCACAGCAGAGCUCGGACAGACAGUAAAACUCGCCUGCAAGGUCACCGGUGCCCCCAAACCACAGGUGACCUGGUACAAAGACGGGCGUGCCGUGGAAGCAGAUCCACAUCACAUCAUCAUUGAGGACCCAGACGGGUCUUGCACACUCAUUUUGGACAACAUGACAGCGGACGACUCAGGCCAGUACAUGUGCUUUGCUACCAGCUCUGCAGGCAACGCAAGCACACUAGGCAAAAUCACUGUACAGGUACCACCACGUUUUGUGAAUAAAAUCCGGAACGCCACACUUUAUCCAGGAGAAGAUGCUCAGUUCACCUGCACCAUCCAAAGUGCACCAAGUCCCAAGAUAAGAUGGUUUAAGGAUGGUAAACUACUGACAGACCUGGAGAAGUUCCAGACAUACACCGAACCACGCAGUGGAGUGUUGGUUCUAGUUAUCAAGAACCCUGGAGAACGAGACCUUGGACACUAUGAGUGUGAACUGUCGAACCGUCUGGGCAGUGCCAGGUGUGCGGCACAGCUGAUCACUCCUGCUGUGGCUAUGGCGGGAGAACGUAGAGCAGAUCAGGCCAUCAGUAUAGAAGUAACGGAACAAGAGACGAAAAUACCGAAGAAAACUAUAAUCAUUGAGGAGACCAUCACCACAGUGGUGAAGAACACCCGUAUGAAGCGGCACGCAUCCCCACGACCAUCGCCCAUGGGAGCUCACCGCUCAGAGACAUCCACACCCGAACCACCUAGACAAAGACGAACCCUGGCCAGGAAGACUGUUCCAACACUGUACGUUCCUGAGCCGGAGGGUGCCACAGCCAGGAACCCAAGAUGGGUAGAAGUUGAGGAGAUCAUAGAGUACAAAGUGAACAAAUCACCUAAGUUACCAAGAAGAAGAGGCGUUUCCCCCAGCAAGUUCUCAACCCCUGGCAAUCCGAACACUAAUAACUCCAACAACAAGUUAGUUGAGGAGGCAAUGGGUGCUACAAUAGCUCUGCAAGCUUCUUCCAGUACGGAUGAAGAGGAAACUGCACAGAAUGUGUCUGAAGGGGUCGACAGUAUGACAGCAUUAGAAGUUAAUGAUCCUUGUGUCUUCGAUGAAGAUGAUGAAGGAACUAUCAUCGUGGAGCCUGAAGAUGAUGAACUUGAUGCUCGAGAUUGCAAAAUGCUGACUGAUGGGAAUCGAGUUCUUAAUCUUGAGGAUCUCGAGGACUACGUCCCUCAAGAAGGCGAAACGUUUGGCAGCGGUGCAGACCAUCACGUCUCCGUCGAGAAACCAAGUGAGAUCUCAGUAUUGCAGAGAGAAAUUAAUGAGCCAGUUAUUGGCAAGCCCAUCGUGUUGAACGUCGUACGUCCAGCACCGGCAAGACCUCGCAUGGGCUUCUUCGGCUCCUUCAAGGAACACAUUUCCAGCAUGUUCAGUCCAGCUUCAUCAGCGAGCGCAAGCUCUCAGGCAAGGCUAGAGAAGACCAUACCUAUUCACGUGACUACUGGUUCACGCCAUACCAGUAGCUUUGCAAGGUUUGAAGUCCAGCCGACGUACUGCUCCGAGGUCCAGAGAGGAAAAGAGGGGGGUCUGCAAAGCUUCAAAACGCAGGUUUCCGCUCAAACCCGCAGCUACACGCCAACCGGACAAGUCACUCUUCAGAUCAGCAAGAAGCAGCCAUUUGAAAAGCAAUAAUCCACUCAGGAUAAAUUCUCGGAUGCUUGUUUCCAGCAUGCAAAAUCAGGACAUACAAGUAGCCCUAGUCUUAAAUGGGAACGCUUCUGUAAAAUCUUGCAAUUUGGGUGUGUAAUUCAAUCGUGAAGCUUCUGCUAACAGCAGAUCAUUCCAUGUUGAGGCAAAGGAUUCACUUGCCAACCUUUGUAUCCUACUGUACCUAAUGAAGACUUUCUAAUUAUUUGAGUUCCCGUGAGCGAAUGUGCAGCUGUGCUUCGAAACGGCAAGUCUGAUACAACAUAAAUGUGCAAAUAUGGACAGUAAAACUGUCUUUCGAAAAGCAGGAGUGUUCAAUCCUGGUCCUGGAGGACCAAUGUCAAGUUUAUCUUCAACCAGAUUCAACAGAAUUGCUUGGAAGUUUCUAGUAGGACCUUAAUUACCUGGUUCAGGUGUGUUUAGUUAGGGUUGGAGCUAAACUCUGCAGGACAAGUGUCCCUCCAGGAACAGUUUUGGACACCUUUGGUCUAGACCUCUGGUUCCUUGAGGUCCACUUUUAGCUCCAACCUUGAUCAACCUUUCUUGAGCUCACAUUUCUGCAACUUUCUAUGUAUCCUAAAGAUCUUGAUUAGCUUGUUCAAGUGUGUUUAAUUAGGGUAGUCCCUUGAUCUAAAGCAGAGAUUCUCAAUUCUAGCCUUCAAGGUCAACUUUUAGCUCCAAGCUUGAUUGAACUCCUCUUUCUGUAACUUUCUACUGAUCCCAAAGACCUUGAUUAGCUUGUUCAAGUGUGUUUAAUUAGGGUUAAAGCUAAACUCAGCUGGAUAAGUGGCCCUUGAGGAAUAGGUUUGGAUACCUUUGGUCUGAAG
This is a messenger RNA of Labeo rohita (rohu), 21845 nucleotides long. It is a transcript of the gene obscnb, whose product is annotated as obscurin, cytoskeletal calmodulin and titin-interacting RhoGEF b. NCBI's taxonomy places the organism in Eukaryota, Metazoa, Chordata, Actinopteri, Cypriniformes, Cyprinidae. Gene Ontology annotation, molecular function: guanyl-nucleotide exchange factor activity; protein binding. The record is from RefSeq and is a predicted model, not a curated record.